Molecule: messenger RNA, 4176 nt
Organism: Chelonus insularis
Lineage: Eukaryota; Metazoa; Arthropoda; Insecta; Hymenoptera; Braconidae
Gene: Inx2
Product: innexin 2
Exons: 1
Coding region: 454-1530 (358 amino acids)
Biological process (GO): phototransduction
Cellular component (GO): plasma membrane; gap junction
Molecular function (GO): gap junction channel activity
Source: RefSeq, a predicted model, not a curated record
GCUCGACAGCCGUUCAGUCCCCAACGCCCGUAGACAGCGAGCGUAGGAGAAAGAGGCAAAAGAGUAGUUUUACCGAACGCCGAACUCACCGAGCGUGGAUACAGGAGGCAGAGCGCGUCACUCAGCCAUUGCGCGCUGCUUGUGUUUAGUACAACAUCGGUGGGUGACCGCAGAUCUCGAGUGUGAUCGACAGAAGACAGCAAGCAGUGGGAGAGAGAGAUAAAAACAAGUGUGAGGAAAAAAAGCACGUGAGUUUGGAUUAGUAAAUCGGAUGUACAAAUUAACUAACGUGGAAAUAAAGUGAUCAAUUACAAGACAUUUUGGGAACUCUCGUGAUAACUGAAGCCACCAGUGACGAGCCGGAACUCGUAGUGUGUGCAUCUUCGUGAGUGUACAACAUUUUUUGUGGAUUAUACUCGAAUUUUUUAAAGUCAAAACAAAAAAUCGGCAGCCAUGUUUGAUGUUUUUGGCUCAGUUCGGGGCUUGCUCAAGCUCGAUGCUGUGUGCAUUGAUAAUAAUGUAUUUCGAUUACAUUAUAAAGCUACUGUGAUUAUCCUGAUAGCCUUCUCGCUUCUAGUUACAUCUAGACAGUACAUUGGAGAUCCCAUCGACUGUAUUGUCGAUGAAAUACCUCUCAAUGUAAUGGACACUUACUGCUGGAUUUACUCUACUUUUACGAUUCCUGAUCGUGUUGGCCGGAUCGGUCAAGACGUGGUGCAACCUGGCGUCGCAUCUCACGUCGAGGGGGCUGAUGAGGUUAAGUACCAUAAGUACUACCAGUGGGUGUGCUUUACACUAUUCUUCCAAGCCAUACUCUUCUACAUUCCACGAUAUCUCUGGAAGACUUGGGAAGGUGGUAGAAUCAAGAUGCUUAUGCUUGAUCUCAAUGGACCUGUUGUCACUGAUCCUAACAAGGUCGAACGUAGCAAACUACUUGUUGAAUAUUUUCGAUCAAAUUUAUAUUCUCAAAAUUUCUACGCCUAUCGAUUCUUCUUUUGUGAAGUGCUCAACUUUAUCAACGUCGUGGGACAAAUUUACUUCAUGGACUUCUUCCUGGACGGCGAAUUUUCAACAUAUGGAGCAGAUGUAGUCCGAUUCACUGAAAUGGAACCUGAAGAAAGAAACGAUCCAAUGUCUAGAGUUUUUCCAAAAGUUACAAAGUGCACCUUCCACAAAUAUGGUGCUUCCGGUUCAGUACAAAAGUUUGAUGGUCUGUGUGUACUUCCGUUGAAUAUUGUAAACGAAAAAAUCUACGUAUUCCUUUGGUUCUGGUUCAUCAUUCUUUCAAUCCUCAGUGGAUUAAGUUUGCUCUACCGCGCCGCCGUUGUUGCUGGACCGAAACUACGUCUGAUCCUUCUUCGUGCACGCUCUCGUCUUUCACCACAAAGUCAAGUACAAGUUAUUGCACAGAAGUUCCAAAUUGGCGACUGGUUCGUCCUUUAUCAACUUGGCAAAAACAUCGAUCCACUUGUCUACAAGCAGUUAGUCCAUGAUUUAGCAUUGAGAUUAGAGGGGAAAGAAAACGUCUAACCUAAACCUGUAUCUGAUGGAGAAAAAGAGAAGAUACUCUCUCGUUCUCUGAUGUCGCAGAAAGAUAAAAAAUUAACGAAGGAUAUUUAUAAAAAGUUAGCGAACCAAUCGAGAUUUAUUUCCACUUGGUGGCUGAGAUAACCCUUGAGCUGUCGGUGUUUUUUUUUCUUUCUUGUUUGAGUCACAUAUCUUCUUUUACUCCGACUAGACACCAUACGAAUAGAAGCUCGUAUUGCAAUUACACUUUAUCCAAUGUGUGCAUCAAAAUUGUCGAUACUCAAUCCAACAUCAAACACUCAAGUUACAUUUUACAGCUCGAUAAACGAACUAAAUCCAUUCUUUUCUAAUUGGAGUCAGUUCUCCGUAAUCUACGACCCAAUUUAAUUUUCUUUUUUUUUUUUUAAUAAUAAUUAUCUCUUCAGUACUUUUCAUAAUAGAAAUCAUAAUUUUCCAUACGUACAUACUUGAAAGAUUAUAUCAGUACAGCUUGACAAUUUCUGAUAAAUAAUUAUCUGGGUCGUGGGACGACGAAAGCUUUGGUAGACUCUAAUUGUGAUAAACGGCGGACGGCGUCUAUUUUUUUUUCUAGAUUCUUUUUUUUUAAUAAUAUUACUCCUUUCAAUGUAUUUCAAUCAAUCUCUUACACGUUGCAUCAUCAACCACCACCACCACUACUACUACUGCCUCUACUACUACAAUUACUACUACUAUCACUACGCCAUUACUACAAGAAAGGAAAUAACUAACCUUUGUAUGAAGUACUUUAAAGACUAUCAAAAAUCUCAUUCUCUAUAUUUUCUUUAUCUCAACGUUGCUUCAUGACAAUUAAAAUAAAUAAAAUAAUCAAAAUUCUGUGACAAGUUGAAAUGUAUUUUUGUUAAUAAACUACAAUUCGUUUAUUGAGAUUUAGUCAUGUGAGACUUGUGGAUAAGGAACAAUAGAGAAAGUUCAAGGGUAUAGACAGGAGACAAUGAGAAUCAUUUCACAAAACAUCAAUGGCUUUGUUAGACAGACCUGAGGGUUUAGUCAGGCAUUGGCCAAAAAAUCAAUGAAAAGAAAAUAGAAAAUGUGAAAACGCACAAAAUAACUAACCGACGCCGUCCUCCCAAUAGCAUUACUUCCAUAUUCUUUACCUACUAUUUCUUUGUUCGCUAUCACACGUAGCUGUAGUAACUUUUUCCUAGGGUAUAGAAGAUAGAAAGCUAUAUAUUAUUAUUAAUUAUUAUACAAGAAUUUUUGUAGAUAUAAUACAUUUUUUAAAUGAAAAAUUGUAUCCAUUCCAGGAUGGAUGAGGCAAAUGUGCAUUAGCACUAAGUAUUUUUGAUAUUUUUUAAGGUGUUAUAAUGCCUAUUGUAUGCCUCGUAUUAAUAUGAUACUGCCGUUCACGUCCUAAACGUUGACUCAGUUGACAAUUCUUCCGGGUCACUAGAAAUUAUUAAUGUGAAUUAUUGAAAGAAUUGCAACAGACUCUCGUUAAUUAUCGGUAGCCGAUGCCUUUUUAUUCAUUAAAAAAAAAAAGUGUCAUUGAUAAAUUUAAUUGGAUGAAUAAUUGUCGGCCGUUAAUUUACUAUAAAUAUAUAUAUUUGUAAGCUACAAUCUAUGCCAGACAAUUAUCUGAAGAUCGAAAAAACAUUAAGACUUAGUAAGAAAAGACAAUAAUAUUAGCGGCAAUCAAUGUCGAGAUAAUGUUAAUCUUUUUUUUUUCUUUCUUUUUUUUCACUUUAUUACAUUUUAUUUCUUUCAUUAACUGUAUCUUUACUGAUCAUUAGAAUUGAAUGAGCAAAAUUUAAAAUCUUCGCUCAAAAUAAGACUGCCAGUAGAUCAUUGUUUGUAUCUCAAGUAUUUUCAUUCCAUUUUUUAAUUGUUCGUUUGUCAAUAAAAAUAAAUUAAAAAAAAAUGUAAAAAUGUUGGUUUUGUAUUAACUAAGAGUUUCUUUUUUUUUUAAAUAAAAGAUUUCCUGUUAAAAGGCCACAAAUGCCAUGAUAAAGAAAAAGAAAACAAAGAGACCUGUUCUGUGGGGAUCAAUAGUAAGCAUAUCAUUCAAAGAUACUAAUUAAAAUGUUAAACAAAAAAGAAAAAAUGCCGUAACUAUUUUCUGAUAACUGUAGUGAUAAGCCGCGAUCAGAUUGCGAGAAUAAAUCCGUUCUCGAGCAAAUCUUAUGUGAUAGAGUCAACGACAAUUGUCUUUUUGUAAUCAUAAUCUUAUAAUAAGAAAGUAGAAUGAUAUAAAAAAUAAAGAAAAAAGUUUAAUUAAAAUAAACAAAAAAAAAGUGUUUUUUUCUAGAUUAUUUAGAUAUAAAUUUUUCCGAAUUAUUAUAUUUUAUGAGCCUAUAAAUUGUAUUAGAGCUUUUACUGUAUUCUUUACAAAUACAAUUUUAUAAAGAUAUCUAUUUGUUUUAAAAUAAACAAUUUGUGCAUGUAUUAAAUUUACAAGUGCCAAUAAUAUUAAUGAAACAAAAAAUUAAUAACUAUUUGAUACCAUAUAAUAAUAAUAAUAAUAAUAAUAAUAAUGUAACUAUUACAUUACAAUUUUUUUAAUAUUUACGAAUGUUAAUAAAGAAAUACGAAUUGUACAGAAAGUGUUUAAGGAGAAAGAAAGUUGGUCAAAAAAUCUAAUAAGAAAUCAAAUAAACAAAAUGCCUGUAA